AUGACCAGAAUAACAUCAGAAGAACUGAGGUACAUCGAAGGUGCUUUGCAAGAACAGGGGACGAAUACUGACUGUUCGCUGAAGCUUCCAGUGAGAAACAUUUUUACCAGUUUGCCAGUGUGGGCAAUCAUAUUCGCAAGUGUAGGUAACACAUGGGGUCUAGCUGUUUUCAUUGCCCAACUGCCAACCUACAUGAAAAAUAUCCUCGGAUUCUCCAUCAAACAGAAUGGGUUUCUCUCAGCUCUCCCUUUUCUGCUGCGUUAUGUUGGCGCCAUUCUAUGGAGUAGUCUAGGAGAUUGGCUGACAACGCACAAAUAUCUCUCAAUCAGAGCAUCUCGCAGAUUAUUUAGUGUUCUAGCACUAUGGGGCCCAGCCGCAAUGGUUCUUGGGGUCACGUUUGCUGGCUGUAACUGGCAAGCAACCAUUGGUCUGAUCUGUCUCGCAUUCUUCUGCAACGGAGCUAUGACGGCUAGUAUUUUGGCCAAUCAUACGGAUAUUGCCCCUAAUUUCUCUGGGACACUCUUAGGGAUUGACAACACUUUCGCCAGCAUCGUCAGCUUUUCUGGUUCCCGUCGUAGUCGGAGUCAAACCAUUGGUCAGUGGCAGAAAGUCUUUUGGACAUGCGUCCCAAUGUACGCCCUCACGGAGGUAUUUUACCUCGCCUUCAGCUCCGGUUCCGUCCAGCCCUGGAACUACAGAGAAAAGAUCUCUGCUGAACAAGAGCUCUCAGCGGAGAAUGGUGAACAUAGCGAACUAGUUAUGCUUAGUGAUGAGCAAAAUGUUUGGCUAGGGCAAACUGUGCAAAGUUUGGUUCUGAAAAAAAUCACUCCUUCCCUCAGUAAGUAUAGAGCUAGUAGCUUUGAGGUUACAGGUCAUAGGUCAGAUGUAAUGUCAAACCUACAGCACAUUUUUACGAAAGGUUCAUAUACGUGUGGUUAUGAGAAAGUGUGUAAUAGUAAGAUGGAUGGUGCAAUGGGGGCACCUUGGAGGGAAUCUUCUUUCAACCACCACAACCGUCCAGCACCUGACCUGGCCUGGACCUCGGACCGCCCUCUUGAAGGGCCGGGGACUUUCCAUUGUCACCUCGGCCCGCGAAACUAA
Molecule: messenger RNA, 1101 nt
Organism: Penaeus indicus
Lineage: Eukaryota; Metazoa; Arthropoda; Malacostraca; Decapoda; Penaeidae
Product: sialin-like
Exons: 10
Coding region: 1-1101 (366 amino acids)
Biological process (GO): transmembrane transport; monoatomic anion transport
Cellular component (GO): membrane
Molecular function (GO): transmembrane transporter activity
Source: RefSeq, a predicted model, not a curated record